Ipomoea nil (Japanese morning glory) is the source of this 1427-nucleotide messenger RNA. RefSeq names its product serine/threonine-protein phosphatase 7 long form homolog. NCBI's taxonomy places the organism in Eukaryota, Viridiplantae, Streptophyta, Magnoliopsida, Solanales, Convolvulaceae. Gene Ontology annotation, biological process: meristem development; meristem maintenance. Bases 31 to 1284 code for a protein of 417 amino acids. The transcript has 4 exons. The record is from RefSeq and is a predicted model, not a curated record.
ACAAUCGGCACCCCGGCAGAAGUAAAAUUAAUGUGCAAUGAGCUGUUGGGAUUUGAGCCAGCCGAUAGGUUCCUAUCCACCACCAUGAUUAACGGGACAGCUGUCCCGGACAUUCAGGAUCUUCAUGCGGACAGCACAGACGAAGAAGUGUUGUUGGCAGCCCGCCGUUUUAUUUAUUAUUUAUUAAACGAUUUUUUAUUUCCCGACGCAACCAAAGGGAAAUAUAAAUUGUACUUGCUCCCAUACGUUAAUAAUCUGUAUAUUUGUGGUGAAUAUUCUUGGGGUUCGGCUGUUCUGGGAUGUCUUUACAGGGCGUUGUGUAGAGCUUCCGAAGCCGACAAACGUACAGUGUAUGGGUGUCUUCUUCUAGUCCAGAUUUGGGCAUGGGAGAGGCUGCCUAUGUUUCAGCCGCAAGGUGUAUUGCCGUGCAACCAAAUCGCUGACUACCCUAUUGCAUACAGGUGGGUUUGUCGGCAUUCUUGGUUAUCAGUGCCUACGCACACUGUCGUAGCCUAUCGCGAUCAAUUAGAUCGUGUAGCUGAACAUAGAUUUAAUUUCACCCCUUACGAUGACUAUCUCGAUGCCUUGCCCCCAUAUUGCACAGCGGGGAGGAAUUUGUGGACUGCUCGUGUUCCGCUUAUUUUUUACCACGUGGUGGAAUAUCACCACCCUGACCGGUUCUGCAGGCAAUUUAAUGGUUUGCAGGUUGUGCCAGCAGAUGUGGUGUACGACCAACGGUUGCACGAUAUGGACCAACGGGGUAGGUCUCGGACUAAUUGGUCACUAAAACACGCAGAGCACGUGGCCCGUUGGAAUGCUCGGUAUGAUUUGGUUAUCCACAUGCAAAGAACUGAUCGACCGCAGGUUGUGGAUGGGUACCACACAUGGUACUACAUGCACGGUCGACGGCUUAUUGGUAACCCUUCGCAUUAUGGUAACCAGGGAUUCGUGCAGUGUGCCGCAUCGCUGAAUGAUGCGAUGCAUGCUUUCAACCGGUUGAGGUUAGAUUCCCAUCAGGUCCUCGACAAUCCGGAAGCCGAUCGUGAUGCAUUCAUUAGGGAUGUUGAGCAGCGGAGUACUGAUAUGAUGAUCAAUACUGAGUACGAGUUCCUAUUGCACGUGGCGCCGCAGCAAUACUUUGGGGCCCCGAUGCUGGAUGAACCAUUUGGCCCUCGGCGUGCAGAUGGUCGUCGAGACAGGCCCAACAUGCGUGGUGGUCCAGCAAUUGGUGGUCGAGCUAGGUGCGCCGCGAAUCAACAAUUACAGGCGCAAUUGGUUUUUUAAAAUUUAGUUUUUUAAAAUAGGUGGGCCGAAUUAAAAUUUAGUUUUUUAAAAUAAAAAAAACUCGGACCGUGAAUGGCCGAUUUUUACAUUCAAAUUUUGUUUUUCAAAAUUAAAAACUCGGACAGUGAGGGGCCGAUUUUUGC